GCAAACUAAACUUUGCAAUAGGAUAACACGAGAGUCUUACGCCUUGGACUGUCGCUUCAAAAUUGGUCUAAUUUUUCCUGAGCGCACGAGGGCUUCUCUAGAAGACCUGGGGUGCACUUGAGCUGCCUUAAGCAAAGGCAGCAAGAUGGGCCGAGCGUUGCUCUCAGCCCUGCUGCCGCUGGCUCUGGCUUCGUUGGCGCGCGCAUACUAUGUGCCCGGCACGUAUCCCGCGGAGUUUAGGAUUGAGGAUCCCCUCCAGGUGCACGUGAGCACGCUGACCUCGUUUGACACGGAGCUGCCUUACGAGUACUACUCCAUGCCCUUCUGCAAGCCCAAGGAGGGCGUGCACCGCAUCGCCAACACGGCCAACCCGGGCACCAUCCUGGAGGGCAUUCGGAUAGAGAACUCGGUGUACAACUUCACCAUGAAGGUUAAGCAGACGGGCGUGCUGGCCUGCCCGGGCGGCUCAUACGGCAAGCUGACGGAGAAGGAGGUCAAGACGCUGAAGCGGCUUAUUGACGGCCGCUACCGCGUCAACUUCAUUCUGGACAACCUUCCUGUCACCGUGUACGACUUGCUGGACGAGAAGAACGAGUUCCUACGCCCUGGCUUCGAGCUAGGCUACAAGCAGGACGGCAAGUACUACAUCAACAACCACCUGGUCUUCAAUGUGCUGGUCUACAUGACGCACGGCGAGUACACGGCAGCGCGUGAGACGUACGCUAAAUCAAUGGCGCUGGACUCACUGGACGCGCGCCGCCACGCCCACCGCCAUCUGCUGGCCGACUCCCCCUCCAGCUCCUCCUCCAGCUCCUCGGGCUCCUCCAGCACAGGCGCGGCAGCUGAUGCUGCCAGCGACGACGACACGGAGGACCCGCCGUUCUACAUGGUGGUGGGCUUCGAGGUGUCGCCCUGCUCCAUCCACCGCACCUCCAGCCACGACAUCGAGGACAUCGUGUGCGGCGUCGACGACAACGCCCACAUCAAGCCGCAGGAGAUUGUUGUGGGCGCGGACAUUGUGUACACCUACGACGUGUACUGGCAGGACAGCAAGAUCAAGUGGGCCUCGCGCUGGGACGCAUACCUGCGCAUGCCCGGCGGCAAGGUGCACUGGUUCUCCAUCGUGAACAGCCUGCUGGUGGUGCUGGUCAUGGCCACCAUCGUGGGCAUGAUCCUGGUCCGCACGGUGCGCCGCGACCUGCAGAAGUACGAGGCGCUGGUGGUGGAGGGCGGCGGCGGCCCCGACUCGCGCGAGGAGGCGGGCUGGAAGCUGGUGGCGGGAGACGUGUUCAGGCCGCCCGCCAACAGCGCCUCGCUGGCAGUGCGGGUGGGCACGGGUGUCCAGAUCCUGGCGGCCUCGCUGGUGACGCUGGUGCUGGCGGCGCUGGGCUUCCUGUCGCCGGCGGCGCGCGGCGCGCUGCUGACGGUGGGCAUCCUGUGCUUCGUGUGCCUGGCGGGCCUGGCGGGCUUCGCGGCGGUGUACGUGUGGGGCCUCGCGGAGCGCUCCUUCAACAACUGGCAGGGCGUGGCUGCGCGCGUGUCGCUCUACUACCCCGGCCUGAACCUGCUCAUCUUCACGGUGCUGAACCUGGCCAUCGUGCGCACCGGCACCACGGGCGCCGUGCCGCUGGGCAUGUACUUCAGCCUGGUGCUGGCCUGGUUCCUGGUGUCCACGCCCCUGACCUUCCUGGGCGGCAUGAUGGCGAUCCGCAUGCCGCUGCUGGAUUGGCCCGUCAAGACCAACCAGAUCCCGCGCCAUGUGCCGCCGGCCCCCCUGGCCGCCAACCCCACGCUGCUGUUCCUGGCUGCGGGCGUGCUGCCCUUCGGCACCAUGUUCAUCGAGCUGUACUUCGCCAUGACCAGCCUGUGGCUGGGCUACUUCUACUACCUGUUUGGUUUCGUGCUGCUCAUCGGCGCGCUCACCUGCAUCAUCAACGCCGAGAUCAGCGUGCUGUGCACCUACGUGCAGCUGUGCGCCGAGGACUACCACUGGUGGUGGCGCUCCUUCAGCCGCGGCGCCAGUGUGUCGCUGUACAUCGGGCUGUACGCGGUGGGCUUCAUGGCCUCCAGCCUGCCCACGCUGUCGGGCGCGCUGCCGGUGUUCAUCUACCUGUGCUACAUGUCGCUGUUCGUGCUGGCCUUCUACUACGCCAUGGGCACGCUGGGCUUCGCCGCCAGCCUGUGGUUUGUGUACUCCAUCUUCAAGGCAGUCAAGGCCGAUUGAGAGACACGUUCAGGAGGGGGGAAUUUGGGUGGGGCGAGCAGCGAAUGCUGGUUAGAGCGCACGUGGAGGCGCUGGUUGUGUGGGCCGUGUGGGCUGCGUGUAUGAGGGGCACUGCGAGGUCGGGGGCACCGGCAUCGAUGCGAUGCGGUACAAGGGUUGCUGGGCGAGGCGCACAUUCUUGAACGGCUUGGGCGGCAUCUUGGGUAGGUACUAGGUAGAGCCUCAGCAAGACCGUAGGUGCCAGUUGAGGCUGUGGCAGCGACGGCUGCAGCCUGCAGGAGGCACAGCUGCGUGGUUUCAAGGGCGGGAAGGCGCCGUUGGGGAAUGCGAGUGUGUGCAGCCAGGUCGCUGCUUAGCCACGGAAUGUCAUGGCGUGUGUGCGCCCACUAGAUGCGCCGCCUAUAUGUGUCUGACAGUGAGAGUGUGCGUGAGGUUGCGGGGGUAUCUGUGAAUGCUUUACCGGAAGCGACCUACUGUACAAAGAGGCUGAUUGUGCGGGGCUGCGGCGAUACUGCUGUUUGUAAGCCGGAAGUCGGGCAGGCUCAUGCGGAAGUCGGGCAGGCUCAUGCGGGCGCCUCGCUACCGUGGAGGGCACUGUAUGCCUUGGGUAUAACACGCAUACGCCUAGUGCGGUAACACAAGGGAACUACAGCGUCGCAAGACGGCAAGAGGACGGGCGAGGAGUGGGUGUCCGUCCGUGUCCGUCGGUGAGCCAGGAACGUGGGGACGCCCAGCUGCUUCGGGCCCGCCCGCAAAUCCCUGGCCCAGUCGCGCAGUGCCAAGAGUCGGGGCUGCCCCGCGAGGAGGCAAACACGCGAAUGGGAUGUAAGGACAAGACAGG
Messenger RNA from Chlamydomonas reinhardtii, 3065 nucleotides. RefSeq lists its product as uncharacterized. Gene Ontology annotation, cellular component: membrane. Gene Ontology annotation, biological process: protein localization to membrane. The transcript has 13 exons. The coding region runs from base 146 to 2224 and encodes 692 amino acids. NCBI's taxonomy places the organism in Eukaryota, Viridiplantae, Chlorophyta, Chlorophyceae, Chlamydomonadales, Chlamydomonadaceae. The record is from RefSeq and is a predicted model, not a curated record.